CGGAGGCGAGCACCAGCAUGGCGGGGCUCCGGCGCCCGCAGCCCGGCGUCUGCUGCCGCACGGCCGCGGCCGUGAACCUCCUGCUGGGCGUCUUCCAGGUCCUGUUACCCGGCUGCCGCCCGGGAGGGGCUCAGGGACAAGGGAUUGAACCCUUGCCCAACGUGGUGGAGCUGUGGCAAGCAGAAGAAGGGGAACUCCUGCUGCCCACUCAGGGCGAUUCUGAAGAGGACGUGGAGGAGCCUUCCCCAGAGCAGAGCUUCUCAGAGAAACUAUUUAGUGGAAAAGGCUUACAUUUUCAGCCAUCAGUUCUAGAUUUUGGAAUACAGUUCCUGGGCCAUCCAGUCGCGAAGCUUCUGUAUGUGUACAACCCCAGCAGGGAUAGCGAGGUGGUGGUGAGCUCGGUGUUCACAGCUGCCAGACACUUUCACGUGCCUCCUGUCCACUGCAGGGUAAUUCCAGCAAUGGGGAAAACUUCCUUCAGAAUUAUCUUCUUACCUACGGAAGAGGGAAGCAUCGAGAGCUCUUUAUUUAUUAACACCUCCUCACAUGGAGUCCUUUCCUACCAUGUGUCCGGGAUUGGCACACGCAGAGUCUCCACCGAAGGAUCUGCCCGGCAGCUGCCAGAUGCCUACUUCCUGCUUCCGCAGGUCCGGAGCGUGCAGCUUUCACACCCCCAGGCAGAAACCACUAAUAUUAGCCUCCUGCAGGUGCAGCUGGAAUGCAGUUUGCAUAAUAAAGUGUGUCAGCAAUUAAAGAGUUGCCAUCGGGAAGCUGAGGAUGUUUUGCGCUUGGAAAUGAGUGUGACAGUAACCACAGAAAACUCCUCCGAUGAACCCGAGGAGAGCACACAAGAUUUGCUAGAUCACCUCUCCAUCGUCUAUGUCGCCACAGAUCCAUCGGAGACCUCAGAUGAUUCGGCAGUGAACAUGUAUGUGUUGCACUCAGGAAACAGCCUGAUUUGGAUACAGGAUGUGCAUCAUUUCUCCCAGAGAGAUGCUCUGACCCUGCAGUUCGAACCAGUACUGCUACCUACUUCUGCGACAAACUUUACCAAAAUUGCCUCAUUUACUUGCAAAGCAGGCACAUGGUGUGGCAGUGCAGUUACAGAAAACGUGAGGAAAAGUAAAAGCACCGCAACGCUGGACACGUGCCUCUCCUCUCCCACGGUUCAGGGGUACUUCCGAGUGGACGCCGCCGCGGCCCGCUUUCACAUGCAGAGCCACGAGAACACGGCGGGACUGUGGUCCGUGUGGUUCCGCAACCAGCUCGACCGCAGCGUUGUGCUGAAGGACGUGUUUGUCUCCAAGGAGGCCAGGCGUGUCUUAAAGAUUCUGAAUUUCACUGGCCCUUUAUUUCUACCUCCAGGCUGUUGGAAUAUAUUUUCUUUGAAACUUGCUGUUAAAGACAUUGCCAUAAAUCUGUUCACCAAUGUAUUUUUGGCUACAAACACAGGUGCCAUUUUUGCAAUACCUCUGCAGAUUUUCUCAGCCCCAACCAAGGAAGGGAGUCUGGGUUUUGAAGUGAUAGCACAUUGUGGCAUGCAUUAUUUCAUGGGAAAAUCAAACACAGAGAGUUCCAUUUGGGAUAGAAGCUUUUCUCUGGAUCAGUCUACCUGGGAGGUAGAUUUUGAGCUUGCAACUAAAUUGUACGAAAGGUGGAAGAAACAGAAGAACGGUGACGUCUGCAGGAGGAAUGUUCUGGGAAUGACUCCGUUUGCCCAUGUGAAGAAAUCCAGGGAGCCGGAGUCCUUUGUUGCCUUUCUGCCUCGCCUGGUCAUGGAGUCUGGGCUUACGUUAAACUUCAGCGCCACCGCCCUCAGGAGCAGCGUGGUGAAGUACUUUGCGGUGCGGAACCCGUCCUCUCGGCCAGUCUCCUUGCAGCUCCUGCCCCUCUCGCUGUACCCGAAACCCGAGGCCGCCUUGCGCCUGCUGCAUAAAUGGUUUGGCACAGAUAUGCAGAUGGUUAAUCUUACAACUAGUGAGUUCCAGCUCACCAAAGCUUGCCCUUACCAGGGUGUGCCUUCGGAAGAGUCCAGGUUUGGUGCCCUUCACUUGCAUUUGCAGCCUUUGGAAACGAAAAGGGUUGGUGUCGUGUUCACACCUGCUGACUACGGACAAGUCACCUCACUCAUACUAAUCCGGAAUAACCUGACCAUUAUGGACAUGGUCAGUGUGGAAGGAUUUGGGGCAAGAGAGCUACUGAAAGUGGGAGGAAGGCUUCCAGGUGCAGGAGGUUCGCUCCGAUUUAAGGUGCCCGAGUCCACGCUGAUGGACUGCCGUCGACAAUUGAAAGACAGCAAGCAAAUUCUGUCUAUUACAAAGAACUUCAAAGUUGAGAACAUUGGCCCUCUUCCUAUAACUGUGUCAUCGCUGAAAAUCAAUGGGUAUAAUUGCCAGGGCUAUGGAUUCGAAGUGCUUGACUGUCACCAGUUUUCCCUGAACCCAAAUACGUCCCGUGAUAUCAGUAUUGUGUUUACGCCAGACUUCACAUCUUCCUGGGUCAUCCGUGAGCUGACGCUGGUAACUGCAGCAGACCUGGAGUUCCGCUUCAUUCUCAACGUGACUCUUCCUCAUCACCUGUUACCCUUGUGUGCGGAUGUGGUGCCGGGGCCCAGCUGGGAGGAGUCCUUUUGGAGGCUCACCGUCUUCUUUGUCAGCCUGUCCCUGCUGGGUGUGAUUUUAAUAGCCUUCCAGCAAGCACAGUACAUUCUAAUGGAGUUCAUGAAGUCAAGACAGCGGCAGAACGGCAGCUCCUCCGCGCAGCAGAACGGCGGGCCCGGGGACGUCAUGAGCUCCCACGCUCACAAAAGUAACUGCAAGAACUUUCUCGACUCGUACAACCUCUCCGAUAAAGGCCGAGGGAGGAGCUGCCUUCCACUGGGUACACCCCCGAGCCGGAUCCAGAACGCUGCCAAGAGGAGCCCAGCCACCUACGGCCACUCUCAGAAGAAGCACAAGUGCUCCGUGUAUUACAGCAAACCCAGAGCCAGCAGCACCUCGGAGGAAAAGCAGACUUUGACCCCGGGCAGCCCCCUGGCCCCUGCUAGAGAGGACAUUUGCACGGAUGCUGUGGGUGAGAACUGGGUCAGCCUCAAAUACCCCAGUGGCCUGAAUGUCAACGUGCAGAAGAACGUAUCCCUCCCCAGACCUGUCUCGAAUAAGGAGGACAGCGCUCUGAAAACCGCGGCGGUCAGCAGUGCAUCUUCAGAGUGCAGCGUUAAGGAGGGAGGGCGGACCUGUAUGUUUCCUAAGGAAACUGACCCCAGACCCUCGGAGCGCGCGGCGGAGCCCAGGGAACGGGAGCUCUGCUCCGGGAAGACUUCUAAGAAGCCCGCUGAGCACUCUCUGCCGAAAAACUUACCUCAGCACCACCAGACAGACUUGCCUGAAGUUUCCAGGAAACAUAAUGGACACAACCAGCAAGUGCCUGUCAAGAAUGAAGUAGACAGUUGUGAAACCUUGAGAAGGGCCAGAGCCAAGUCGCCUUCAGAAAAGAAGCCUCCGAGAUCGGCUAAAGAGGACAUGUGCUCCGAGAAGCAGGACACGCCCUCACUGGAGCAGGAAGGGCCUUACAGGAAGAAGCAGCUUCAGGAGAAAAGAGAAGGAAACACCCAAAAUCUAAGUUGGAAUCGAAACCGAACAUGUAGAAAAAACAAGAAAAGGGCUGUUGCUCAGGUCCCCAGGCCUUCGGAACAGACUGAAGUGAAGCUUGGGUUCAGUGAUUUUGAGAGGCCGGAGCUGAGCGACGACGUGAGUGUGAGAAGCUGGUGUGCACGGGAAACUGCUGGGGAGAUUUGUAAAGCGGGCCUGGAGACCGUGGGCAGCUCCCCUGUGCAGAGAGAGGCAGAGGGUUGCUACCCGAAGGCCGGGAAGAAGCGUGCCGACAAGUUCUGCUCGGACUCCAGCUCGGACUGUGGCAGCUCCUCGGGCAGCGUGCGUGCCAGCCGGGGCAGCUGGGGCAGCUGGAGCAGCAGCGGCAGCUCGGACUGCGACAGGAAGCCAGCAGGGGGCGCCCGGCUCUUCCUGUCUGCUGGAGACAGUGUUGCCAGUGACUUUCCCGCUGACGGUCCCAGUUCCUUGAGCCUCUCUCACCACAUCUGCGGCGCCACAGACGUGCCUGGCCUCCCGCAGUACCCAGAGCCUCCUUUGCCCAGCCUUCCUGCCGGGCCCUCAGGUGCUGAAGGAGAGAAAGGUCUGUACCCCCCCGGGGACCUGUGGCCCUCCCAGCCCCUGUGCCUGAGCAGCAACUUCUGCUGCCCUGUGGAGAACAGCACCCCUGGCGUGGCCCAGGAGCCGCCUCCGGGCCCUGACAGCUUCAUUGACUGGAGCGCAGGCUGCGACGGCCGGUUUCCCAACAUGUUCUGCCCGCCGGAACUGAACGAUUACACCACCUUUCCAGAAGACAACGUGAGCUACCGCAGCGGGUUCCCGUGCCCCGCAGAAGUGCAGACUGACUUUAUUGGCCACAGCUCUCACUCUACCUGGAACACCCCAGCCAGUGUGCCCGCUGCCUGGGGCCAUGCCAGUUUCGUCAGCUCUCCAUCCUACCUCACCAGCACUCGAAGCUUGUCUCCCAUGUCUGGACUGUUUGGCUCCAUCUGGGCCCCACAGAGCGACGUGUACGACAGCUGCUGCCCCCUCGGUCCCUCCUCGGAGCGCCCGACCCACAUGGAGAGCCAGGCGCUCACGUGCAAGGAGUACUGCCCGGGCUUCAACCCGUUCCGUGCCUACAUGAACCUGGAUAUAUGGACUACCACGGCAAAUCGCAGUGCAAACUUCCCGCUGUCCAGAGACUCCAGUUACUGCGGGAAUGCGUGAAGGGAUUGGAAUUUGAAACAAUUGAAAUCUGGGUGCUCUGAUUUUGGAAGACUUCCUGAGUGCGUGGCAGAGACCUGUGUCGUGACCUCCCGCAUUCAGGAAGUGUGGAAGUGCAUCAUGGCCAAGGCUUAAAGUCUGACGACGGAGUGUUCCUGAGCCCGAGACCCAAGGGAGGUUCAGAACUUGAAGCCACUUGGGUGCCGUUCACAAGGUGUGACUUUGUUCUAAUGUGGCUCAGGCAGCCGGGGGUUCCGACAAGUCCUGCAUGUCCUGUCACUAGAGCCCGUGACAGCUAGGAGAGCCCACUCGGCAGGAAGUCAUUUCCAGGAUCGAUGUCCUGGGGGAGUCCUGGUGCUUCACGACUGCUGGCAUUGAAGCAGGGACUGAGCAGGCUUGCCUCAGUACUAGUACUUAGCAGCCUCAGUACUGGUGCUUAGUAGGGAAGUUAGGUGGCUGGUGCCAAACUGGUUUGUGUUUGCUUGUCACUGAGAGGUCCACAUGAUGGUGGCAUUACCUGUUUGACAUGUGUAAACUUGGAAAACAUUUUUAACUUAAUAAAAAAAAUGUCUUAUUUUCAUA
This is a messenger RNA of Jaculus jaculus (lesser Egyptian jerboa), 5396 nucleotides long. It is a transcript of the gene Tmem131l, whose product is annotated as transmembrane 131 like. Lineage: Eukaryota; Metazoa; Chordata; Mammalia; Rodentia; Dipodidae. The coding region runs from base 18 to 4817 and encodes 1599 amino acids. The transcript is spliced from 36 exons. Gene Ontology annotation, cellular component: membrane. The record is from RefSeq and is a predicted model, not a curated record.